GCAGGUGAAGGAACGAGACACAAACGCUUCGGUUCCUCGACCACCUGGAAGUACCGGAUCGACCGCCGUGGCUUCUUCCUCCUUCCAACGAUGUGGCUUGUCCUCGCGGCCGUGUGCCUGGGGGCGUGGGACGUGGGCGCCGACGCCGGCAAAGCGCAUUUCCUUCCGCCGCGAGAUCUGAAUCGGCCCGACCGCAUCGUGGGCGGUGAGCCCGUGAACGAAGGUGACCUCAAGUGGCAGGUGUCCAUUCAGCAGAAGCGAGGAAGCAACACGCAAUCUCACUUCUGCGGCGGCUCUCUCAUCUCGGACUCGUGGGUGGUCACCGCCGCCCACUGCACCAAAGGCAUCAACUACGACCACGUGGUGGUGGUGACGGGCGCGUGGGACCUGAAGCAGGGCGGCAAUGAGUACGAAGUCGAGAAGGUGAUCUGCUCAAGUUACAACGACAUCACGCUCAAGGACGACAUCGCCCUCCUGAAGCUGAAGAAGAGCCCCCUCCACACGCGCGAAGGUGCCACGGCCGUGCCCAUCAGCUUAGAAACCCGGAAGGAGGUCGGCGUGGGCAGGAAGUGCAUGAUAUCUGGCUGGGGCAGGACGGAGGAGGGAGGCCUCUCGCUGCCGCAUAUCCUCAGGGCCGCUGACGUCGAGGUCAAAAGUGACGCCCAGUGCAACGAUACAUACAACUCCAUCUCGUAUUAUGUGCAUCGCUCCAACGUGUGCGCGGGAGGCGAGUCGAGGGACGCCUGUCAGGGCGACUCCGGCGGCCCCCUGGUGUGCUGCGAGGAAGGCUCGAUGGAACCCGAGGACUGCCGGCUGAGCGGAGUGACGUCCUGGGGCAUCGGGUGCGCGCGGAAGGGCCUGCCGGGCGUCUACACUGAGGUGGCGCAUUACACUGACUGGAUAAGAGAGGUGAUCGAACAGAACGACGACGAUAACAGUUCUGUCGCGAAGAUCGGGUUCUACAAGGGAGAGCAGGAGAAGAAGAAAGGCAGAGGAAAAGGAGGGAGGAAGAAGAACUAGCUCCCCCAUUGAUAAGUGUAUUUGGAGGUGAUUCAUGGGUGUUUUGAUGAGACCGAGAAUAAAAAGAUAAAAAGAAAUAUAUACAUAUAUAUAUAUAUAUAUAUAUAUAUAUAUAUAUAUAUAUAUAUAUAUAUAUAUAUAUAUAUAUACAAGGAAGCUAGGCGCGGGGAAAGGGGGUAAGUACAUAUCAUCCUUAAAUUGACCUUAAGGCCAAUUUGCAAGCCCUGGGCAGUCCGUUGCGGUGGGAAAAGUAAAGGGGAUAAAACAUACUUAUUUCCUCUGUAUCAUGUUUACUAUGUGAAAGCAAUAAAACAGAAGAUCA
Penaeus indicus is the source of this 1342-nucleotide messenger RNA. Its product is annotated as serine protease 1-like. Gene Ontology annotation, molecular function: serine-type endopeptidase activity. NCBI's taxonomy places the organism in Eukaryota, Metazoa, Arthropoda, Malacostraca, Decapoda, Penaeidae. The transcript is spliced from 7 exons. The record is from RefSeq and is a predicted model, not a curated record. Gene Ontology annotation, biological process: proteolysis. The coding region runs from base 91 to 1020 and encodes 309 amino acids.